AUGGCGCCCCAAGACGAGCGCGCUAAGGAGCUGCUCCUCGAGGCAAAGCGCCUUGUCGGGCAACUGAAGGCCUUCGAGGCCUUGGCUCCAGCCCAGGAGGCACUAGGCAUCUUCCGCGAGCUCAAUGACCAGGUGGGCAUCGCGCAAGCGUUGCGUCCUAUGCUCAUAGCGCAGCUAGCUCGCGGCGAGGUGAAGCCAGAUGAGGCCCUCACAAAGGUGAAGGAGGAGGCCGCAAAGGUUAAACGCACUGCGCGAGACGGCCGCCGUGCCGAGGCAGCUAUGCAGGUUACACUGGCGGCGGUCCAGCUUGCAAAGGCAGAGCCUGUCAAAGCUGUCCUGGCCGCCGCUGAUGCUGAAGCAUACUUUCAGCGGGAGGAGGACUAUCCCGCUCUUGCAGAUGUGCUGCUGGAGGUCGUGGCCCCUGCGCACCUGCAGCGAGGUGAUGGCCAGAAGGCCAUGGACGCGGCAAACCUCGUCCUCGAUGUCGCUCAAAAGGUGAAGGAUCCAGAGGUCGAGGCCCGCGCCUGGGGCCUCGUGGCAGCCGGCCGUUUCGCAGCUUCCGCAGAGGAUGCAACAGAGGCUGCUCGCAAAGCGUUGGACCUCUUCCGGAAGCUCGGCAGCCGCGUGGGUGAAGCGCAAAUGCUCAUCGAGCUGGCGCGCGGGCAGCUGGCGCGACAGGACGCUUUGGCAGCCCUGGCCUCGGCCAGGGAGGCCCUGAAGGUGGCCCGGGAGGCCGGGAGCUGGGCACAGGCUGGCAAAGCGAGCGAGGCCAUCGUGGAAGCCCAGCUUCAAGCCGGCCAGCCGCAAGCUGCGCACGAGGAGGCCGAAGAGCAGCUGAAGUGGAUCAGCGAAGUGACCCCCGACCACAGCAGCAAGAAGGGCUUAGCAUCUGCGAUGUCGGCCGUGGUUGUGGCGACGGCAGUCUUCAAAGGUGGAGAUGCAGGUCUCGAAGUUGUCAAGAGCUAUGCUGGCCGCCCGGAACGACAUCAUGGUAUGUUCAACAUUGUUCACAGAUACUGA
Molecule: messenger RNA, 1020 nt
Organism: Symbiodinium sp. CCMP2592
Lineage: Eukaryota; Dinophyceae; Suessiales; Symbiodiniaceae
Source: the annotation of a GenBank genome assembly